GGCCGUCCCAUCAUGCCUUGUGGCCCUGUGAAGAAUUCGGUCGGCCAUCUUUCCUCUAGCAUCGGCCCUCUGAAAGGAAGGCCCGGAAAAGACACGGAAUAUCUCCUCAUUUCGCCGAUUCCUGGAGUUUGGAACCGAGUAAUCUGUGCAAGAAGACCUGUCGCUCCUAUGCUGUCGAUCCAAACGCCAUUUUCUGAGGUAAACCACCCCGAAAAACACGACGCCGAUGCUAGGUAGGGAGUCACUCCGGGGGUCUGUUAUCAAUAUUUCUGUGUCGGGGAGAGGGAACUACCGCGGUCAACAACAGGCGAUGCCGGACAUCUAGUCUUACAAACUUUGCUGUGAAAAUCUCGAAGAACAACACCGUUCCCGCCAUGGCGCUUGAUCAAGCCGCUGAGGAACGCCUUCGCCGGCUGGAGGACUUGUUCAGUAACGGACCCAAAGAGGGAGAGUCACUUUCCAUCGAAUCCUUGCUGGAUAUACUGCUGGUCCUGUAUGACGAGUGUUGCGGCUCAACUCUACGCAGAGAAAAGAGCGUCUCAGAGUUCGUAGAAUGGGCAAAACCUGUGGCUUCAAGAGUAAAACAGCUACGGCUCCACAGAAGUGAUUUUGAAACCCUUAAGGUUAUUGGCCGUGGGGCAUUUGGCGAGGUUGCAGUGGUACGGUCCAGAACUACAGACCAGGUGUAUGCCAUGAAGAUACUUAACAAAUGGGAGAUGUUGAAAAGGGCUGAGACGGCUUGUUUUAUGGAGGAGAGAGAUGUCCUGGUGAAAGGUGACAAGAGAUGGAUAACCAAGCUGCAUUAUGCCUUCCAAGAUGACGAUUAUUUGUAUCUGGUCAUGGACUACUACAGUGGAGGGGACCUCCUGACCUUGUUGAGCAAGUUUGAGGACAGACUCCCAGAGGACAUGGCUCGUUUCUAUGUAGCAGAGAUGAUCCUGGCUGUAGACUCCAUCCACAGACUAGGCUAUGUGCACAGGGAUAUCAAGCCAGACAAUGUGCUGUUGGAUGUCAAUGGACACAUACGGUUAGCAGACUUUGGGUCCUGUCUGAAACUGGGGGAAGAUGGCACGGUUCAGUCCUCAGUAGCUGUGGGCACUCCAGACUACAUAUCUCCAGAGAUUCUACAGGCUAUGGAGGACGGGAAGGGCAGAUACGGCGCCGAGUGCGACUGGUGGUCCCUGGGGGUCUGUAUGUACGAGAUGCUGUUCGGCGAGACGCCGUUUUACGCCGAGUCCCUGGUGGAGACCUACGGCAAAAUCAUGAACCAUCAAGAAAGAUUUGGUUUUCCAGAUGACAUUACAGACGUUUCUGAAGAAGCCAAAGACAUCAUAAGAAGAUUAAUAUGUGACCAAGCAGAGAGAUUAGGCCAGAACGGCAUCCAGGACUUCCAGGGACACCCCUUCUUCGAGGGCAUCGACUGGACCAACAUCUGGGACAUGGACCCCCCCUACAUUCCCGACGUCUCCAGCCCGACGGACACGUCCAACUUCGAUGUGGAGGAUACUGACUUUAAGCAAUAUGAGUCAGUACCCCCUGGUUCCCAUACAGCGUUUACAGGGCAUCAUCUGCCCUUUGUAGGAUUCACAUUCACAAGUAAUAGUAAAAUAUCAGAUGCAGUAAGUUUUCAAGAUGGCCUGGAGAAGAGGCAACCCUCCGUCACGUCCAACUCUGCGCCCGACAGCCUCUCCAUCGAGGCGUACGAGAGGAGAAUACACCGGUUAGAGCGGGAGAAGACGGAGUUAGCUAGGAAACUGCAGGACUCCACCAAGGCCCUGCAGGCCACAGCCACAGUAGUGGAUGGGGUAGACAGCAGCAAGCCUAAUGCAACCACUGAUGUGGAGACCAGGCGUUUAAAAGACGAGGUGGCCUCCUUGAAGAAAAAGAUAGCAGAAACGAAUGUAGAUCAGCUGAAAAAGGACCUGCAAGACGCUAUGGAACUCCGGGGGGAGUUGGAAAACAUAGGGGAAGAAAAAGCAGCGCGGGUGAAACAGUUGGAGAAGCAGAUCCGUGUACUUAAGGCCGACAAAGAAGACUACCACAGGGAGUUGAUCGAAGCACAGGAGCGACUGAAGACACAGAAUAAAGAGCUGAAGGAUGCCCACGCUCAGAGGAGACUGGCCAUGCAGGAGUUCUCCGAGAUCAAUGACAAAAUGUCGGAACUUCGGUCUCAGAAACAGAAACUGUCCCGCCUGGUCCGGGAAAAGGAGGAUGAGAUAGACAUCGCCAUGCAGAAGGUGGAGAACCUUCGUCAUGAUGUCCGCAAGCUGGACAAGGCCAAGAAAGACUUACAAGCUACUGUGGACGACCUGCAGGCAGAGAUCCAGAAGGAGCGCAAGUUGAGGGAAAGAGGAGACCAGUACUCCAAACAACUGGAAGACGAACUCGAGACCCUCAAGAGACGACAGGUGGGGAGAUCCUCAAAUAUUGGGGACAGUGAAAAGGAAAAGGAACUGGCAAGGGUAAAAGCAGAGCUGGAGAAGAAGGAAGUGUUUUUGGAGGAGGAGCUGGCAAGAACACAGGCUGCACAUUCUAAGGAAGUCAAGGACGAGCAGGCUAACUUGGUCCAGAGCCUGAAAGAGCAGCUGCAGGAUGCGGAAACCUCGCAGGCCAAACUACAGAGGGAGGUCCAGGUGCUGCAGGACAAGGUUGGACAGACCAGGAGGGAAAGCGUAAACGAACACCAGGAAAUGAUUGCUGACAUGCAGCGGAAGCACGAACGGGAGAAGAACAUGCUACAGGAAGAGAACAGAAAGCUUAUUUCAGAGAUUGACAAGCUUUCCUCAGCCAAUGAGAAGCUGAUCAUCACCAGCCGACAGUAUGAGGAGGAGCUGCGGGAGAUGGCAGAGAAGAAGGAGUCUGUGGCACACUGGGAGGCACAGAUCGCUGAGAUCAUACAGUGGGUUAGUGAUGAGAAGGAAUCGCGAGGCUACCUACAAUCCCUGGCCAGUAAGAUGACUGAAGAACUGGAGGGACUCAAGAUGUCUGGUGUCGGGGCUAGGUCAGAGAAGAACUGGCAGAUGCGGCGCUCCCAGAAGCUGGACAAACAGGAGCUGCUGGCCCUACAGUCCAACCUGCGGUCCGAGAUUGAGGCCAAACAGGCCAUCAGCGAGGAACUGACCAGGGUCAAGGAGUCCCACAUGGCCGCAGAGAGCAAACUGAGAGAAUCAGAAGCCAAGGUGGAUGAACUGACAGAAGAGGUGGACAUGUUGAGAAGAGAAAUCAGUGAGCUUCGUGUCAGUCAGCCCAUAUCCAACGACCUCCUCGCCACCACAUGGCCUCUGCAGGGCGACUCCAGCUGGGCCAUUGCCCAAGACGAUUCGGGUAUACCCUGGCCCAUAAGGGCUGCGCAAUCCCACGCGACAGACCGACCGGAGUCUCAGAUGUCCUUCCUAAAUUUCUUCCACAAGACCAGAUUUACGGACAGGCCAGAGGUGGAGAGUGAUGAUGAAGUAUAUUUGAGUGAAAGCGAGGUGGAUUCAGUCAGUUUGGGGCGUGAGUCCAAGCCAGAGUCCAUCCCACAGACUGACUCAAGCAGUGAGCCUGAUGAGGACCUUCCGCCCGCACCACCCAGACCUGAUCUGAUGCCACGUCCACCCUCCAUAUCAGGGCCCAGGCCCAAGGCCCACCAGUUCAUAGUGAAGACUCUGACCAACCCAACCAAGUGUAACCACUGUACAUCCCUCAUGGUUGGACUAGUGAGGCAGGGCGUUGUUUGUGAAACGUGCGGGUUUGUUUGCCAUGUGGCAUGUGCAGACAAGGCGCCGGCAGUGUGUCCUGUACCAGCUGAUCAGACAAAGAGACCUCUGGGCAUUGAUCCACAGAGAGGAAUAGGAACAGCAUAUGAAGGUUAUGUGAAGGUUCCCCGUCCUGGAGGAGUGAAGAAAGGCUGGAUCAGACAGCUGGCUGUGGUGUGUGACUUCAAACUCUUCCUGUACGAUGUACCUGAGGGGAAGAACGCCCAGCCUGGAGUGGUUGUGUCACAGGUGUUGGACAUGAGGGAUGACGAGUUUUCUGUCAGUUCGGUCCUGGCAUCAGAUGUUAUCCAUGCCAACAGGAAAGACAUCCCCUGUAUAUUCCGGGUCACACAUUCCCAACUGGACCCCCCAGGCCUGCAGUGCCAGACCCUGGUGCUGGCCGACAGCGAACACGACAAAGUCAAGUGGGUGGGAGCGCUGAACGAACUGCACAAGAUCCUGAAGAAGAACAAGCUUCCAGACCGAUCUGUGGUUUCAUCAAACGACCAGUCGCCACAACAAUUGGGAACUGUGAUUUACCAUGCCAAGGAAGUGUAUGACAGCACCCUACCUAUCAUCAGAACUGCCAUGAGUGCAGAGAUCUUAGAUCCAGAGAGAAUAGCACUAGGAACAGAAGAAGGACUGUUUGUCGUUGAACUGACCAAAGAUAGUAUUGUGAAAGUUGGGGAGGGAAAGAAAGUAUUCCAGAUAGAAGCAUUGGCCGGGGAACAGGUGGUCGUCGUCAUAUCAGGAAAGGGUCGCCACGUCCGCCUGCACCCCUGGGUAGCGCUGGACGGCUCGGAGGUGGAGUCCAUCAAGAUCCCCGAGACCAAGGGCUGUACCAUGUUUGCAAUGGGUGCCAUACGCCAGGGCUCCACUAUGUGUCUCUGCACCGCGGUCAAGCGCCACGUGUUUGUGUACGAACUAAACAGGACUAAGACCAGGCACAAGAAGAUCAAGGACUUGACCAUGCCCAACAAUGUCCAGUGGAUGGCUGUGACCAAUGGCAGGCUGUGCGCCGGGUGGCAGUCGGGAUUCGCUCUCUACAGUAUUCAAGGGGAAGGAAGCCCACAAUUGCUUAUCAAUGGAGAGGACACCACCCUGUCGUUCCUGACCCAUAACCCCAUGGAUGCCAUGUACGCAGUGGAGAUCACCACCAGGGAAUACCUGCUCUGCUUCAACACCUGUGGUGUAUAUGUAGAUGCCAGUGGCAGAAGGUCCAGACAACAGGAACUCAUGUGGCCUGCACCACCUGUACAUCUCUGUUACAAUACUCCAUAUCUGCUGAGCUUCAGUGAGAACCAGGUGGAUGUGUUUGAUGUCAACAAAGUGGAGUGGGUUCAGACUAUGCCACUCAAAAAGACCCGACCACUGAACCAGGAUGGCAGCAUGGCCCUGUACCUGGGUGGAGACCCCCCACGGCUUAUCUAUCUCAGGGAUGGCAGACAAGAGCGUGAUGCUGUUGUGAUCCAGGAUGUAGCGGAGCAGGGGAAGGGUAAGCAGAUGAUCCGCUCUCGCCGCUCCAACCGACGGUUCUCCUUCAGGAACAAAGAGGACGACAGGAGCACUGCACGCAGCAAUUUCCGAUUCCCGCGCCUGGGUCGCAGGCGCCGCACGUGGAAGCUCCCCCAGAGUUCGGACGAAAGCGAGCGAGCGUAUUUCAGUGAGCCCGAUCAGAGCGAGCUAGCGCACGACAAUGAGGGCGGGAUCAGGGUGGGGCAGUGGACCCCCUGCGUCCUGCCCUCCGUCACUGAGUCCACGCUGUCCCUGGAUGGAGAAGGGAUCCCGUCCGACCCAGAGCGCCGCUCCAAGCUGAUCUCCGCGCCCAUGAACUUCAACCACGUGUCUCACAUGGGGCCCGGGGACGGCAUACAGAUCCUCAAGGACCUGCCUGUGUCCUCCAAACACGAGCUCAUCUCCGCCCCCACCAACUUCAACCACGUCUUCCACGUGGGGCCAGGGGAAGGCCUGGACGACCUGACCGAUUUCCCUGUGAGAGGGAAGAGAAGCUUUAAAAAGUCUACUGGUCCAGGCAAGGGCUCCCCGCUACUGUCCCAUCACACCGUACAGCCCCGUCUGCCAUCUGAAGGAGAAAGCCGAUCGGGGAUGGAUCGAGUGAAGAGCCUGUUUCACCCCGCGCCGGCCGUUCCCCUGCCGCACGCGCCGGCCGUGCCGCAGCGCUCCCACACCAUGCCGUACCGCGCCGGCUCCGCCACCGGCUUCACGCACGAACACAACGGGAACGUCCUGAGCAGGAAGGACUCGCCAGGCGGCUACAGCGGCCACAGUCAGCGUGCCAUGCAGUCUCCCGACGGCUCGGUGUCUUCCAUGGAGUCGGAGAGACAGAGGACCAGCAUACAGUACCUACAGGAGUAUGAGCGGGAGGACUCAGACUCUCCUAGACACUCCAUAGGCACAGGAUCCAACAACAGCUCCAACCUGAGCAGCCCCCCCAGCCCCCAGUCCCCCCGCAGGAUAAGCUACACAGACCCCGGUGGAGACCAGCCACCCCCCUGGGGCCGCCCCGGGGGUGACCAGCCCCCACCCUGGGGGAGUGCGUCGGAUGCGUAAAUGUGACUGCAGUGCUGUGCUAUGAACCAAGUGCCAUCCAGUGUGCAUGUGACUGUAGCCAAGGUGGUCCCACCAAAGCCUCUCUCAGGGCAGUACAGCUUGUCCAGCCUGCCCCCCUCCCCCUUCAUAACCUAAGCAAAUACUACGCAUGUGUGUACAUGUAGAUAUCAGGACAGGUGCAACAACAACCAACACCAGAACGUAGGUUAUGAUCUGUAGUUGUUUUGUUCCAUUUUGCCUUCUUCACCGUCUAUGGUGCUGUGACCCAAUGUUGUCUCCACAUUCUGGAUGGAGAGAUCGAGGGCUUUUCCAAAAAUUCGGCCAUAGAAUUCACGAAAAUCUAAGAAAAUACAACCAUCCGAGACUUUGGCCAGCACCGUAUCUGGUUGCUUCAUAGCAUUUUAAUCCACAAAUGCUUAUUAAUGUUUUUAUUAUAGGCGAAAUAUCAUAAAUAGUCUAUGGUGUUAGAUUAUACUCCUGGGGUCACUGAAUUAAGAAUUUUAAAAAAGAAAAAAGAUAAGAUGUAGUUAGGAUAGUGCAGGCUUCGAUGCCAUGUGGACUUCCAUGAGUAUGUAGGUCCUAGUGUAACUGAUUGGUACUGCAGCUGUUUAGAGGGAGGUGUCUGUAAAUAACAUGUAUGGCACAUGCUCUGUACAGGCCACAUAUAGCCAUGUCAUCAUGCAGUGAGAUUCACAUCAUUGUCCAAACUCUGGUAGGUCCAGACUGGACUUUUAGCGAGACCAUUGUGAGAUCUCAGGAUGUUUGAAAACGAAGAAAGCGUAGCGUCGCGGAGGUAAUUUUCAUUCAAUCGAAGGUGGAGGUAGCCAGAAUGAUAUGAUCAGGGAGAUAGAAUACUUGAUGGGAAUAAAAAAAAUUUAUGUUGUGAGACUACGUAACAGUCCAGAAUAACAGGUGAAAUAUAGCAACCUGGACGUAUAACUACUUUACCACGUGUAUUCACUAAGGCUUUUAGCAAUUUUAUUGAGACAAGAGAAAGAUAUUUUGUCAGCAAUGGUAAUUGAGUAUGGCAGCAUUGCAUGCGACAUCUAUGAAUGACGAUUUUCUAUCGGUUUUAUGCAAAACGUCCUAGGACACUGUACUGUGAUUCUUGUGUCUUGAAGCAACCCAAGUAAGAAAGUCUAGAUCGAAACAUCUGACCAGUAGUGACGUCAGGUAGACAUAUAAUGUAUAAUUAUGUAAUGUUGCUGGUGACCAUAUGAACAAUGUAUACUAUUAUUUGCAAUAAUCAGUUUCGAAUAGCAGGUACCGAAAAAAAAACCUACAUGUAAUAUUUUGUCUUCCACCCUUUUUCAUGUGUAAAUGUGUGCUUUGAUUGACAUUUGUGUACUUUUUUGUGAAUAAUGCGGCAUCGUUGUUAAAUAUUGCUGUAGAUGAGGAAAAAAUGACUGCAGGACAAAUUUUCUACUUUCCCCCACCCAUCACAAGCUUCAACAUGUUUCCGCCAACUUGCUUCACCCCCAUAUAUAUAGUCAUUCGUUCAUAAUCAGGAAAACUGUAAUAGCAACCAGGAAUAGAACAAAAACAGGAUGAAAGUAGCAUAAAAACAACCCAGAGGACAAGAAGCAGUUGCAUGUGUACAAGGUCACGCAGUCUUUUGUAUAAUAUUCUUGUAUAUGUACAAAUAUGAAAUACAUCAUGGCAAUGUGUUACAACCACUGGUGAGUCCAUCUAUUCUUUGUUUUUUACUUCCUUAUGUGUAUGAAACAUUGUAGGCUAAAACUGUUAUAUCCAUCUGAACCACAUAAUGAUCUACAAUAAAGGAAAAAAAUUCCAGUACUUGUA
Messenger RNA from Branchiostoma floridae (Florida lancelet), 8111 nucleotides. RefSeq names its product serine/threonine-protein kinase MRCK alpha-like. Gene Ontology annotation, biological process: actomyosin structure organization; peptidyl-threonine phosphorylation. The transcript is spliced from 52 exons. Gene Ontology annotation, molecular function: ATP binding; protein serine/threonine kinase activity. Lineage: Eukaryota; Metazoa; Chordata; Leptocardii; Amphioxiformes; Branchiostomatidae. The coding region runs from base 375 to 6308 and encodes 1977 amino acids. Gene Ontology annotation, cellular component: cytoskeleton; cytoplasm. The record is from RefSeq and is a predicted model, not a curated record.